AUGUCGAAGAUGCAACGAGAUUUCUUAAAUGAUGCAAAGGAAGCAGAGGCUGCUCCUCCACCGGCACUGACGAACUCUUUCUCAGCUGUUGACGGAGAUUGUCCAGAAGAAAAGAGUUUGUCUGACAACGAACCUAAAUUAGUGGCGUCUUCACCUGGAAGAAAGGAGCACUCAUCAAUUUUUGACUCCACAACGGAUGAUCUAUCGGAAGUCACUUCAGUGGACUUGACGAUUUCUGAGAAAUCUUCGACGGAUUUUAUAGUCAUUGAAACUUCAAAAUGCAUUGUAGAACCUAAAGAAAAUGAUUCAGAAUCUUUGGAAGAUGGAGAAUCUAUAAAGAAAGAUAGCUCUGAAUCCGGAGAGAUAGUGAAGCCAGAGAAGGUGCAGAAGAUGGUGAGAUUGCAGAGCAACGAUAACAUGUCCGAUAACGUGAAUCUGCCAAAGGCAAUGUCGUUAAAGCCGUGUCCGAGUGUUGGCACGAGCCUUGAAAUAUAUGAUUAUGUGAUGAGAUCGAACGGUGGUGGUGGAGAGAAUAAUGGUGCCGCGAUGAUGGAAGAGGCAUGGGAGAGACUGAAGAAAUCUUACGUCUACUUCAAAGGAAAGCCUGUGGGGACAUUCGCUGCAAUGGAUCCUAUGGCCGAGGCUUUGAACUACAAUCAGGUUUUUGUGAGAGAUUUUGUUCCAACUGGCUUAGCUUGCCUGAUGAGGGAUCCUGCAGAACCUGAGAUUGUAAAGAACUUCCUAUUGAAGACCCUUCACCUCCAAGGUUGGGAGAAAAGGAUUGAUAACUUUACCCUUGGAGAAGGUGUGAUGCCCGCAAGUUUUAAGGUACUCUCUAACUCGCAUCAGCAAAAGGAGACCUUGAUUGCGGAUUUUGGUGGUAGUGCCAUAGGAAGAGUAGCGCCUGUGGAUUCUGGCUUUUGGUGGAUUAUACUGCUAAGGUCAUAUACCAAGUGCACUGGUGAUUAUACACUAGCAGAACGGCCUGAGGUGCAGAGAGGAAUGAAGUUGAUUCUCAACCUUUGUCUCUCAGAUGGCUUUGACACUUUCCCUACACUUUUGUGUGCAGAUGGAUGUAGCAUGAUUGACAGGAGAAUGGGAAUAUAUGGGUAUCCAAUUGAGAUCCAGGCUCUCUUCUAUUUUGCACUGAGGUGUGCCAGACAAAUGUUAAAACCAGAGCGUGACGGCAAGGAAUUGAUAGAACGAAUUGAUAAGAGGAUCACAGCUCUCAGCUAUCACAUCCAGAAAUACUAUUGGCUUGAUUUUACACAGUUAAAUAACAUAUACCGUUAUAAGACUGAGGAGUACUCCCACACAGCUGUUAACAAGUUUAAUGUCAUCCCGGAUUCUAUCCCCGACUGGGUUUUUGAUUUCAUGCCCUUGAGAGGAGGAUAUUUGAUUGGCAAUGUUAGCCCAGCUCGCAUGGACUUCCGGUGGUUCUUAGUAGGGAACUGCAUUGCCAUUUUGAGUUCUCUUGCCACGCCUGCGCAGGCAACAGCCAUUAUGGAUUUGAUUGAGGAGCGCUGGGAGGACUUGAUAGGAGAGAUGCCUUUGAAGAUCUCUUACCCAGCCUUGGAGGGACAUGAAUGGAGGAUUGGCACUGGAUAUGAUCCAAAGAACACACGCUGGAGUUACCAUAACGGUGGAUCUUGGCCAGUUCUCUUGUGGCUACUUGCUGCAGCAUCCAUUAAGACCGGAAGGCCUCAAAUUGCAAAACGAGCAAUAGAACUGGUGGAACAGCGGCUCUCUAAAGAUGGUUGGCCUGAGUACUAUGAUGGUAAGACUGGACGUUAUGUUGGGAAGCAGGCAAGAAAAUAUCAGACAUGGAGCAUUGCUGGGUAUUUGGUUGCAAAAAUGAUGGUUGAGAACCCUUCCAAUCUUCUCAUGAUUUCUCUUGAGGAGGACAAGAAGAUAGCCAAGCCAAAGCUCACCCGCUCAGCCUCAUUUUAA
Molecule: messenger RNA, 1950 nt
Organism: Pistacia vera
Lineage: Eukaryota; Viridiplantae; Streptophyta; Magnoliopsida; Sapindales; Anacardiaceae
Product: probable alkaline/neutral invertase F
Exons: 4
Coding region: 1-1950 (649 amino acids)
Biological process (GO): sucrose catabolic process
Molecular function (GO): sucrose alpha-glucosidase activity; endo-alpha-N-acetylgalactosaminidase activity
Source: RefSeq, a predicted model, not a curated record